Molecule: messenger RNA, 1957 nt
Organism: Saccostrea cuccullata (small rock oyster)
Lineage: Eukaryota; Metazoa; Mollusca; Bivalvia; Ostreida; Ostreidae
Product: TBC1 domain family member 5-like
Exons: 4
Coding region: 1-777 (258 amino acids)
Source: RefSeq, a predicted model, not a curated record
AUGGCUCGGCUGGAAACCACCAGUGACCGAUCAAAUGUCUCAGCUUACAGUCCAGACGAAAGUCCCCUGAAUGGAAAUGUUGCUAGAUUCUCCACACUGCCAAACAUGAAGGCUAAAGGAAAGAAAAUUUCUAAACAGGUUGCUGAGUUUGAGCAUAGGAUUGGUGAACUGCAAGGGCAGAUCAACGAGAAGGAAUCCAUGUCACUUUAUUGUGCUAACAAGCUGGAUAAAGAAAAUUCAGUGCACUUUCAGUGUGAGCAGUGUGAGAUUUUGCAGCAGUCUUUUGAGAAUGAGGAUGAAAUAUUACUGGCAAUAGCUGGAAUAAAACAGGUCAGAGAUGUCUUGAAAGGAACACUCAGAUUCUCCCAAAUGGAGGAAGAAGACAUGAAAUCCCAAGAUAACCACCACGAGACAGAAAAUAACUCCUCCUCCGAGACAACUCAGCAAGAGCCGCGAGAUAGGCAUAGGAUGGGAUCUAACGCAAAAAAGGGUGGGGUCUUCUACAUGAGCAGUGAAGAAAAUUCAGAAAAUGCUGAGUCCCCUUCUGAGGGCCCCAUUCCUGUAGUGACCCCUCGGAAGGGGUCAAUCAGGAAAGAGGCUCAGAUUGCCAAGGAAGACAAGAGAGAAUUUGAACUGAGUGACUGUGUUCCGAGUGGAGGGAGAAAGACCGGAGCAGGUGGAAUGAAGUCUGCUGUUGAUGUCACAGAAAAAACUCACCCAUUAGAGAGUAGUCCAAACCCCCUAUAUAAUUAUAGAUGUUCAGUAGAUUCUGUUUGAUAUCUAGCAGUAAAUAUUGUCAAAAGAAGAGAUUUCUCUGUAUAACUGUAAAUGUUUGGUAAAUUCUGUGCAAUUAAAUUAGAUAUUAUCAUUAGAAAGCUAACUGCUUAAGUUAUUUGAAUGAUAAAUCAAAUCUUCAAUGGCAAAUUUUUUUUUCAAACAAUACAUGUUGUUAGAUUAGACACACUCAUAAUGUUUUCUGUAAUCCUCCAUAAUUUAGGCUAGAGGACAUUCCAUACAUCUGAAGUCCAUGUACAUGUAGUUUUCCCAGAGGGCCAUGUUCUGUUUUCUCUUAUUAGUAAUCAGUGGAUAAAUGAAUGUUUAAAAUUAAUUUGAAAAAUACGAAAGUCAGGUCACAGUCACAUGUACAUAUUUGUAAAUAAUUUUCUGUCAGUAUUUAUUUGAAUUUCCCACCACACAGCUUACAGACAAGUUUUCCAGUGUAUAUCCCUCAGACAAUCAGACUGAUGCAAAAAGAAUUGUUUACACAAAAUAUUUCACAGAAAUACAUUCAUCAAUUUCCUUUUUCAUUUUAUUACGGGUUACAAUAAUUUCAGCUUGGGUCAGAAAUCUUGCACUGUUCAUACAUGUUGUCUUGCAUUGUACAUGGCUUAAAUGAUUUAACAAUGUCUGUUUUGUGAUAUAUAUACAUUUAGUGAGUUGACAUUUUUCUAAUUUUUUUAAGGAUUAAUCCCCUUCUCUGGUCAUUGACUGCUGACAAUGUGAUUUCAAUUUAAUUAUUAUGUUGAGUGCUUCAACUUUUACUCAUUAAUUUAAGGCAUCGUGAAUGGUCAGAUAGAUGCAUGGCAAUUAUAUAAAAAAUUAGAGAGCAUUAAAUAUACAGUAGGAUUUCAGUAUCUUGAAACAUGGAUAUGUCAAAGUUAAGUCACAACCACUUUACGAAUGUAAACCUUAGUUUCUCAUUCAGUUUUGAAGUUUUUCUGCACAGACUCAUCCAAUUAAAGAUCACAAAGUAAUUAACCUACAUAACUAACAUGUGUAAUAUUCCAACAUAAUACCAUUGAGAAAUAUUGUGAAUCCAAUCCAUUGAUGGUUUUGAAAUUUUUACAGUUUGUUUGAACAUUCAAAUGCACAACUUAAAUUUUUCUCCCCCCCAAAAAAUCUAAAAUUUCUAAGGACUGAGACUUUUUCUGUAAUGACACAUACGAUACCUCCACCC